Molecule: messenger RNA, 1359 nt
Organism: Hyaloperonospora brassicae
Lineage: Eukaryota; Oomycota; Peronosporomycetes; Peronosporales; Peronosporaceae
Source: the annotation of a GenBank genome assembly
AUGCAGGACGAGAAGGAGUACGUGUUUGUGCUGACGAAGAAGACGACGGGCGCCCCGCAAGCGCGUGGCGUGCCACAGGAGGUAGUCAAGUCUCUGGGCGAGGCGACGUCGACCACGACGUCUCCGUGCGAGAGCGCGACGUUUGGCGACUCGGACGACAGCGUCGAACUGGCACAAGAAGAACGGGAAGACGAUGCGGAGCUGGACGACUCGGUCGAGCUGGACGCGAUGCCAGUGGCGCUGCCGUUUCUGCCCGCAAUGGACGCCUCGACCCAGAUCACGGUCCACGAUGGCUACAGUGAAGCCAUCAUGGACGCCCAGCACGCGCUGGACUCGCGUCUGUUGGCGUACUCGCAGUACCAGCAAAUGGCCCGACCGAAGGAGGUGCUACUGACGCCACGACGGCCUAAGACGGAGCAGUUUGUGAUGACAGCGAGACCUGCGGUGGUCGAUCGCCCGGUCACUGUCUGCAUGGGCUGGCAGCGUGUAUCCAACAUUGACUCGAGCAGCCGCGACCUGCUGCGUGCGCUGGAAGAGGACGGCGUGUCGUACGAGCCGCAUGACACGGCCUACAGCGUCAAGUAUCUAGCGCCUGUGCUACCGUUUGGCGACUGUCUUUUCCUGUCGAUGGAGCAGCUGCUUUUGUACACGGAAGAGUGUGAGCCUCUCUCGCCGGAAGGGAUCCGCCAAGUGGCUACCAAGUUCUUCCUUGCUCACUACGAUUCCAGCACCUCGGACGAGCAGCAAAAGAUCAACAAAGCUAUUCAGAAUCUGUACUAUCCGACGUUGAAAGGUGGGUGGGGUGUCAGCCCAGUGCAGACGCGACGGUUUGUCGCGCGUCGGAGUGAUAAGAAAAUGCUGCUGGACAAGUGUGCCGAUCUGCAGACGAGAGGCUACUCGUGGGGAAAAGCUGCAGAGGCCGUGUACACGUCGUACGCACAGCCGAUUGUAGACGCGCACUCUUACUGCGACUACAUGACGGUGGGCCGGGGCGAGAACACGCACUUCCUCGUCGGUCUGAACUACACUGACCGUGGGCUUAUUUCUGUGGACAAUGACCCUGACAGUUCGCGCGUGGCAUGGGGUGAUGAUUUCGUUCUGGAGGCGCUAGCGACUGCGUAUCAGCGUGACAUCUUCGUCGUGUUAGUAGGAUGUGGCAAGAUGUUUUUCCUGCCCCACCGACCCCGCGGCGAGGUCGGCUUGCAGCAGAGCACGAUCUGUCACUCGAAGGGCCAUGCGCCGUGGUUUUUGCUCAUGCGAUUGACUGGUAGCGACCGAGGCGGUGAUCACUACGAACCGAUGCUGUGCGAGCGACUGCGUGGUGAUGGAUCGCCAGAGUUCGGCUCUAUCGGUGACUGA